Mastomys coucha (southern multimammate mouse) is the source of this 5439-nucleotide messenger RNA. It is a transcript of the gene Rab11fip2, whose product is annotated as RAB11 family interacting protein 2. Gene Ontology annotation, biological process: regulated exocytosis. The transcript has 5 exons. The record is from RefSeq and is a predicted model, not a curated record. Gene Ontology annotation, cellular component: phagocytic cup; endosome. Gene Ontology annotation, molecular function: small GTPase binding. Bases 607 to 2145 code for a protein of 512 amino acids. Lineage: Eukaryota; Metazoa; Chordata; Mammalia; Rodentia; Muridae.
CGCGCAGGGCGCUAGGAGCCGCCGGUCGUUGGCCAGGCCUCACCCGGUGGAGCCGCCCGGCCUCGGCUUGCCGCCCGCGCCCCUCGUCCCUCCCGCACCGGUUCAGGACGGCCGCUUCCGCCCCGCAUGCUCAGGCCUGCGCCACUCUCGGGGGAGGAGCCGAGGCGAGGCCGCACGGGCGGGCGGAGGGAGCCAGGCCCUGCGGCCGUCGACGGUUCGUAUCAGCCGGGUCGGAGGAGGAGCCGGGCCGCGCGGGACGGAGGCCGGGCUAUAGGGGCGCAGGCCCUGGGACCGCGGCGACGCGAGGCGUGGGGCUGCGCGCGGAGGCCCGGACGGCGCGGAGGUGAUGUGGGCCCCUGUGCUUCUACGGAAGAAAGGGACUCCCGCAGCGGCGGCGGCCUCCCUGCCGGUCCUCCUGACAUCGGCCCUUAGGGACCUCGGGGCGGCCCUGGCUCCCCUGCUCGGUCAAGUGCCCUUAAGGAUGCAGUGAUCAGGGUACGGGGGUUCUCCCCGUGGGAGGGGCGCUGCCUGCGCUUCUGAACUCUGCGCAGAGAAAACAAAAAACAAAAAAACAAAACCGAAAAACAAAACAAAACAAACCCCAGAAUGAUGCUGUCUGAGCAAGCCCAAAAGUGGUUUCCAACCCACGUGCAGGUCACAGUACUCCAAGCUAAAGAUCUGAAGCCAAAAGGCAAAAGUGGCACCAAUGACACAUACACCAUAAUUCAGUUGGGCAAGGAGAAGUAUUCUACAUCUGUAGCGGAGAAAACCCUGGAGCCGGUGUGGAAGGAGGAGGCCUCCUUUGAGCUGCCUGGGUUGCUCAUGCAGGGUAAUCCGGAGAAAUACAUUCUUUUUCUUAUAGUGAUGCACAGGUCCCUGGUGGGACUGGAUAAGUUUUUAGGGCAGGUGGCAAUCAAUCUCAAUGACAUCUUUGAGGACAAACAAAGAAGGAAAACAGAGUGGUUUAGAUUAGAAUCCAAACAAGGAAAAAGAAUAAAAAACAGGGGUGAGAUAAAGGUCAAUAUUCAAUUUAUGAGGAACAAUAUGACAGCAAGCAUGUUUGACUUGUCAAUGAAGGACAAGACGAGAUCACCUUUUGCAAAAUUAAAAGAUAAGAUGAAAGGGAGGAAAAGCGACGGGGCAUUUUCUGAUACGUCCUCUGCCAUCAUUCCAAGCACUCACAUGCCUGAUGCCAAUCCUGAGUUUUCAAGUGGUGAAAUGCAGAUGAAAUCCAAACCAAAAAAGCCUUUUCUUUUGGGUCCUCAGCGGCUCUCUUCUGCCCAUUCGAUGUCUGAUUUAACUGGGCCCCACUUAUCUUCUGAGAAGCUAAAGUCCAGCACUGUGGGUCCAACACAUCUUCUCAGUCGUCAGAUAGAUUCCUUUGGAGUUGUUCCAGAAAGCGGAAGUCUCAAGUCUCCACACAGACGAACACUAAGCUUUGAUACUUCUAAAUUGAACCAACCUGGCAGCAUUGUGGAUGAAGGUGAGCACUCUUUUGGAAGACAGAGUGACCCAUUUACAAAUGUGACUGCUUCAUUACCCCAAAAAUUUGCAACACUGCCAAGGAAGAAGAAUCCAUUUGAAGAAAGCAGUGAACCGUGGGACAGCAGCACGAAUUUGUUUUCAAAACCAAUUGAAGUCAGGAAAGAAAGUAAGAGAGAGAAAAGGGAGAAGGUGAGCCUCUUUGAAAGAGUGACUGGGAAGAGAGAUAGCAGGAGAUCUGACAAGCUGAACAAUGGGGGAUCUGAUAGCCCAUGUGACUUGAAAUCACCUAGUGCUUUUAGUGAAAACCGGCAGGACUAUUUUGAAUAUGAGUCAACCAACCCGUUUACAGCAAAAUUCAGGGCUUCAACUAUAAUGCCAUCUUCAAGUUUUCAUAUGAAUCCAACAAGCAGUGAAGACCUCAGGAAAAUCCCGGACAACAAUCCUUUCGAUGCCACGGCUGGGUACCGAAGUCUGACCUAUGAAGAGGUGCUGCAGGAGCUGGUGAAGCACAAAGAACUCCUUCGGAGGAAGGACACCCACAUCCGAGAGCUAGAGGACUACAUUGACAACCUCCUUGUCAGGGUGAUGGAAGAGACACCUAGCAUCCUGCGAGUGCCCUAUGAGCCAUCCAGGAAAGCUGGCAAGUUCACCAAUAGCUAGUGGGAGUCAAGAGGACUAUUCAUAACUGGGGAGAGAGGGGGAGAGAGAGAGGGAGAGAGAGAGGAAGGAACAGGAAGGGAAGAAGGAUGUGUUACUGGAAAAGAUGGCACAGUCAGGCUUCACCUCCUUCCCUCUGUCAUUGGGAACAGUUGUCAGCCCUGUUCAUACUCACAGGUAUUAUCAAAAGUAACCUUUGGAGUGGGUAAAAUAAUCUAAACUCUUAAACCGAAAAUGAGCCAUGCCUUGAUGACUGAGCAGUUAUCUCGCAUCACUUGGGUACUGGUGCUGGACCCCUGUCUGCCAUAGGCCUGGAACUAUCUUCAGCAGCCCAUGAGUUAUUCCUCAGGAAUAGAUUGCAUAAAGCAGAAUCGAUACUGUUGUUGGAUUCUCAGUAGUCAGUCUGUAGACACACUCAGUAUCAGGAACACUGCUCAUUAUAAACAGACACACUCAGUGUCAGAACACUGCUCAUGAUAAACACUACUGAAAAAAAAGUUCCUCAUACAUGACUAUGUAUGUUCGCGUGUUUCUCUGUAUAAAGUACAUGCAUAUACCUCAUAUACACGUGUGUUUUUAAGACAUUUAAAAACAAGUGGUUGCCUCUAAGGUUAGGAUAUCAAUCUCAUAGUUUAAAAUGCACUUUUGCAGAAUAUACCCAGGACCACUUCUCACCAGGGCCACCCCACCUCUGGAAAAGCUACUUCAACCCACUCCUGAUUCUCUGAACCCUGCUUUUGAAGAGAUUCACUACUUCUAACUUUAUCCCCGAUAAUUGUCCCCCCCCCAAAAAAAAACAAUGAUCUCAAGUCUCUUUUCAAGGAAUGCAAAAAUUUAGAGCUCUUUAUUCUUUUUGUAGAAGUAUAGAUAUCUUCAGCCAGUACUCUCCUGGUGUUUGAGUUUAUAGGAAGUGUAAGCAGGAGAUGGGGCAGUACAGUUUGUCCUACUGUAUUCUGAGCAGAGACAACUGUGCAGUUACAUCUGAAAACAAGCUGGGCAUGGGGUGAUAACCAAAGGCAACAGAGACAGUUCUAGGGAUGAAGGUUGGGCUUGGUUUCAAUGUCAUCAUUAAUAGAACUGAUGGUUGCCUUUGAGCCCUGAACCAAAGACUCAUCAUGACCAUGGGUGUUGAGAGCAGGUCUCUAACAACAUACAGCAUGAGGCAACCCACGUCCACCCUUGAGGAUUGAUGUCACACACUAUGGAGUCUUUGUUUAAACCUGCCUCCCUAGAAUGGUAGUUUUCUUUGGAUUAGCUUUCUGUAUUUGUAUAAAAUUAUUCUAAAAUUUAAAGUGAAAAGUGAUGAGAUAAGAAUAUUGCAGAUCUUCUGCUGGUAUUUCAACCUUUCAGAUUUACACUCCGAAGUAGACAGUCUUUCUGAAUUGAGGAUGUAAAGACUAGCUGCAUACAGAAGCUGGGACCGGGUGCAUUCCGUACCCCUGUAGUGAGGUACAUGUUCCUGAUUAUUAUCUCUAGUAAGACUUCACUGAAAGUCAAAUGAAAGCAGAGAUUAUAAUUUUGCUGAAUUUCAUAUUUUUUAGUCACAGAAUCCCUUGUUAUCUAUAUUUUCUGAGUUUCUGUGGUUUUCUAGAAGACAUGGGUUUUGAAGUGAUUUUUUCCCCAAAUAUAAACUUCAGUACUUUUCUAAAAUUAAAAUAGAGGAGGAAAAAUGGAGUUUUACAAUCAGUUUUUCUUCCAUUUAAUUAAUAAUUGAAGUGAUUCUGUAAUAAACUUCAAAGUCUAAGGUAGAUUUGAUUUUUCCCAUGUGAGAUCUUGGUAAAUAUUUUUUGUUUUAAAUGGUGCCAUUUAAAAUGGGCAUUUAUUAGAUAUCAUCAAAUCUUAGCAUAUUUUUAUCACAGCAUUUCUGAGACUCUCCAACUUCCUAAAGCACCCAAAUCCAUGUAUUCAGUCUUAUGCCAGCUGUCUGCAGGUACAGUAACAUGUGUUAGCUAAGCGUGUCCUUUCUAGAGUCUCAGUCCUGUAGAGACCUGAGCUGUCUGUUGCUUUUGUCCUCGGAAUAAGUUUCCCAUAAAUCUCAUCUAAAAAGCAUGGUUCAAAUGCCUUUGUUCCUUUUUAUGAGAAGUCAUAAGGCACAGUUUUGCCUCCAUUAGAGUCUGUGUAUUCAGCUUCAACAGCCCUUACUGACUGGCCAGACUGAGUGGGUAUUUGCUUCUCAGAAUCUGAAGUGAAGCUUUGUCCAAGGGCAGUCUGGUAAGCAGUGAGAUUUAUCUGAGGCAUGAUUGUUGUUGCUAAAUAAAAACAAAUGUCUGAGACAAACAAAAAUUCUGCAUUUACACUCUGGAAAAUGUUGUGUUCUAGUGGUAAGAGUAUAACUCAUAAACUUAAUGUUAUCAUUAGUCAACAUAACAGACUUACAAGUAAAACAAGUUCCAGAGAGCAUAGUAUGUGGCAGUGUCUAAGCGCAUGUGUGAGCUAGGCACUGUAGAAAGAAGGCGAGAAAGACACUUGCUUUACCUUCCAAGUGGAACAGGGAGUAUUCCAGUGAUUUAUUUUUGUAUUAACUUAGCGGUGGAAAUAAAAAUGUAUAUUUCAGUAAACAGUGCAUGCACAAUAGAUUUUUAAGAAUAUUUUAUUUCUGAUUUUAGCCUAAAAAUACAUACUCAAAAACACUUCUACCAACAAGACUUUUUAAAAUCACAGAAUCAAGCCUGAUUUAAUUUAACACACUGCUGUUAUAUAAUUAAACUAUUUCUUAAAACAACAACAGCAACAACAGUAUUUUACAAGCAGUCUCUUGUCAGUUCUAAACUCAACUUGACAGUAUUGCCACACAGCCCUGCCUCUGGGACUUCAAGUGUCAUUCCUUAAGCACCAAGGUCAUUGCUUAGAGUUGUAUAUAAGAUACCAUAUAACCCACUCAUGGUAAGUGUUGGAAGCAUUACCUUUGCUGCUCUGUUCUGCAUUGACCCCAGUUUUGCCCUCCUCCCAUGAAUGUAGUAUUAUUCAUAGAUAUUAUACAUAACUACAUGGAUUGCUUUUUGCAGUAAAUCAAGUUCUAGUUGUAAUUUUCCAGCUGUGAAAAUGUUGCCUUGUAUUUAAAAUGGUUUCACGAGUGAAAACCUAAGUAAAUAAGCUCAUUAGUGACAGACCUGCUUCUUCAUGUCCCCCUUUCCCAUCUCCCCACUCCUGCAUCCUGCUUCCCAUCCCAAUGUGAGUGCUUAUUCUUAACAAGGAGAAUCUUUAAAAAUGAGAAAUAAAAAGGAAAGACCUGCUAUGUCUAAGUCUCUAUAGUAACUUUUACACUAAGCUUUUAUUUUCCCCUAAAAAAAAAAAAAA